This is a messenger RNA of [Torrubiella] hemipterigena, 1928 nucleotides long. Lineage: Eukaryota; Fungi; Ascomycota; Sordariomycetes; Hypocreales; Clavicipitaceae. The record is from the annotation of a GenBank genome assembly.
UGCGUGUAAGUGGACAGCUGAACGACCCUGCUGCACUGUAGCUAGCUCCCUGGCCUUGCCCCUCCAUGCGAGAGCCCCGCACCAACAAAAACACCACGACCGUUACUGCGGCUGCUCCCUUUUGUCAUUUCUUCAAAACAUCACCAAGCUCAAGAUGGAAACAGCUGCCCAUACUCCGGAAGCCCUGCAUCUGCCAGAUGGCCAGACUUACUAUGUGGCUCCCGUCUUUGGAGGCAUCGGCUUUCGAAGCAACGAUGCCACCCACGACAACCACUUCCCCAUCGGCUGGACCACAGUGCUUCACACAGAAGAAGAGAGGCCCGUGUUUGCUGGUGAAGAUGCUACCCCGGGCCAUGAAGCAGGCACCGAAGUCGUCAAGAAACGUACAAAGGCCUUUAAGCAGCCUACACUGCAGAACGACGCCCUCUUCAUCUCGUCGAUAUCCCAGCCCUCAAACUCCGAGUUCCAGCCCCCAGCGAGCCCGACGAGGCAAAUUGCCAUGAUGCUCUGGGUUACCUUGUACUGGUACUUUCACCAGAAGGAGCCAGAACCAUAUCUGCACAACGAGCAUUCCAAGGAUACGCCUCAUACUGCUCGGCCCACGGGAGAAUGGUCCAUUAUGAUUAAGCGCGAGGGUAUCUUCCGCAGCAAGAACCUCAUCCCGAAGCUCGAGCGAAUGGGUCUCAUUGCGACAAAGAACACGGCUGUGGGAACUGAACUUGAUGACAGUGGCGACAUGUGGUCUCAGAUGUUUGUCUCCCAGUCCAUGUUCUGGCAGAUCCCGCCCAAUCUGUUCCUCUUCACGCUCAAGCCCGUCAAGGCCCUUCCGAGCUACGCAUCACCAACUAGUAGCAGACCUGGUUCGCCUGCUCCCGAAGCCAACCAGACCUUGCCACUCCGAUUGCACAGCGAUCUACCGGGUGCACCAAUGCCGCUCAGUCCUGGCCUUGCGCCGAGCUACCCCAUUGGGCCCUUCUUCUCGACGUCACACUUGCCCACGUAUUAUCCACCAGCCCCUCUACAAUACACAUUUACAGGGGAUGUCAGACAUCCGCUGCGCCCCAAGCCGCCUAGGAUGGGCGAAGUAUUUUACACGCGGUUUAUUCCUAGCCAGGGUCAGUAUCUGUCGUUCCGUGUUGCGUCGCUGUCGCCAAAUCCCGUGCCUUACUUGGGCCCAGUGGGACCAAAGGCUCCGCAACACGAAUCUCUGAUGACCAUGAGCGAUACCCUGUUGCUCCAAUCUUGGUAUGAGAACCCUCGAGUCAACAAGUUUUGGGGUGCAUGGAAAGAAAAUACUCUUUCUAGCGUGCUGGAGUUGCCUCACUCGUUCCCUGUGAUUGCCCUCUGGGAUGGUGUUCCCUGGGGCUACUUUGAAGUUUAUUGGGUCAAGGAAGACCUUUUGGGCAAGACUUUGGGCAGCUCUGUCGACGACUGGGACAGAGGCAUCCAUCUUCUUGUUGGCGAGGAGUGGGCGCGUGGCCGAGUACCCGUCUGGCUGAGCAGCUUAGUCCACUGGUGCUUCACAUCGGAACCUCGCACCAUGAGCGUCAACCUUGAGCCGCGAAUUGAUAACGACAGAGUUCUCAAGGUUCUCGAUGAGACGGGUUUUGGUAAAGAGAGACAGAUUUCGUUUCCGCACAAGCAGUCAUGGCUGUCUCGCUUGCGCAGAGAGACUUUCAAGGCCCCUCGUCUCUAAUGCAAGCUUACAUAUAUACCUAACUACCAGCUACUAAUACCUGGUACCCAUUAUACUCUUCUCAAUAUUAAAUAUUAUUAAUCACCAAUAAACCUCCACAAUCCUCAAUCCCAAACUUGUACACUAUAUACACGUCAUUCAUCCAUCGUAUUCAUUGCUGCCCCUCUUACACGCCCUUUUGACCCCCAUUUAAGCACCCCUCUCCCCUCCUCUUCCUCUCACCUACACCACC